Planococcus citri (citrus mealybug) is the source of this 1628-nucleotide messenger RNA. RefSeq lists its product as uncharacterized. Bases 96 to 1364 code for a protein of 422 amino acids. Lineage: Eukaryota; Metazoa; Arthropoda; Insecta; Hemiptera; Pseudococcidae. The record is from RefSeq and is a predicted model, not a curated record. The transcript has 4 exons.
UUUGAUAACUAUUUAUGAAAUGCAGGUAUGUUUGAGUUCAUUUUUGGUUUAGUAAAUUCAUACAAAAUGAUAAAAGUUCUACAAACUUAAUCAUCAUGCAAAAUGUAUUUUUACACAUAACCAAAGUUUUAUUUUUUAUUCUACUCCAACUGAAAGGUAUUUAUUCAACGCAAGAAGUUCAUUUAGAAAACGAUAUCACAACACAUUUGAACGAGUGGGUUUCCAAGAUAUUCGCAAUAGGUGGCCAAAAUGGAAUCGAAAUAAUCUCCAAAAUAUACGAACACGAAUUAAAUGAAUUUCAAUGCUGCAACAUCAGCAACCAAGAAGCUGAUAUCAAUACAAAACGCAUCUUCCAAAACAUUGUUUUUUACGCACCCAAAGGCCACGAAUAUGACGGGAAGAAAGCCCAACGCAUCAACUGGACAUUUUCUGAAAAUAAAAUCAGCCUAUUCUUCGAAGGACUCAACCUCCAUACCAAGAUGCUGAUACGAAGUGGUUCAGGCAACGUCGAGAAAUCUUUGAAUGUUUCUGUAUUCGCUGCUUUUAAAAAUUUCACAUUAACUGCUGUGAAAUCAUAUACAAAAGAUAAUGAUUCGAACAUCACCUACGACAUCAAUUGUACAAAGGUCGACUACUGGGGCAAAAAUUUCUGGUAUUUGGGUGGAAAUUCAACCGCUGAGGGUGAAAAACAGCUAGAUCUAGAAAUAAAACCAAUACUACCGAUUAUUUUACAAGAAAGUCUAAAAUACAAUCAAAAAUUUACUCAGAAACUCGACGAUGUUUUCCAAGUACACGAGAAGCCAAGACGAGAAAUAAUUUCAGCCCAGCCGGAUUUCUUAAACAAUUCGCAAAAGUAUUACUACCUCGUACCUGAAAUUCCUUUUUUCUGCUUCGUUCUAAAACGUAUCGUUAUCCAUGGUUUAUGGAAUUUUGAAUCGUAUAAAGUUCACGGGAUAUCUGGAAUUUUCACACAUACUUUGGUAGUGAGAAAUAUUCGAGGAAGUAUGACGUUGGAUUACAGAUCUGAAAAGGAACCCGACUUAGAAUUGAAUUUCCAAAUGAAUUGCUUCGUCGUGUCAAAAAAAGAUGACACAGGUUGCGUUUAUGGUCGUGCAAAAUAUUACACCAUUACUCGAACAAACACAAACGUUCCGUUGGACAGUGUUCAGUCAGAAGUGGUUAUGAAUGAACUGGAAUCAGCUGUUGCUUCUGCAUUAUUAUCAUCUAAAAGAGUUGGAAAAACCUUCGAUGUAGAAAUGCCGCUGGAAAAAAUUGAAAUCUCAAACUCUUCAGAUUGGAAAACAAUAAAAGAAUCUUAUAAAGGAUGGAUCCCAUUUAAUGACGACGAGAUAAUCAAAAAAUAACAAUUGAUGUAAAAAAAAAAAAAAAAAAAAAAAACGUAUUUUCUGAAAAUCCAGAAUGAUGUGAACGAAGAUUAUGCCUGAUAAAACCAGAUCGUCAUGACGAUGAAAACAUUUGGAAAAUGUGUUUCUACAGAACUUAUUCAUAAUUUUGAAAAAACAACUGUCUGAAUCCAGAAAAAAUGAUCGAGCGAAUAUUGCAAUCAAAACCAUAAUUAUAAAAAUUGAUCAAAUUGAAGAAAAAAAUAAAGUUUCAACACAUUCUUA